AGAGAACCAGCAAUCCAGCGAACAGCUACGCGUUAAUCAUAGUUCCGCACACAGUUAUUAAAACAGUUAACUCCCAUGUAGAUCAAGUGGACAAGUGGAAUGCCAGGAAUGAAUGAUUUUCUCUAGGUUUCAUGGCACAGGUGUGUCAAGACAAAUACUCCAAUUAGGACCUUUUCACCAGCACAGACCUUGGAGGAAUUGAAGAGAGACACUAAUGUACACAGGACAGAGCCAGGAGGAGUACAGAUUAUGUUCCCUCACUGCAGCAAUCCCCACAAGUCAGGAGUGUCCUCCGAUCCCACCACCAAGCCUCUUUACACCCAGGAGCUCUACAGUGGAUGUCGGCAAGCUACUGCCCCCUGUUGGCCAAAGACCAGCCCUGCAGAUGCUCUACUUCAAGAACCCUUCUCAGUACUUUCUCUUUCAAAUAGAAAACUGAGACCAACUUAAAACAGAUCACAAGACUGGUAGCUAACCAGUAUGUGAAAUUGCAGGCCAGUGGCAUAUGAUAUUGAACAAACCAAUGGAGGUUUGCAUAGGCAGCGCUUUUGUCCACAGGGGAACGGUUGUGUGCGAGACCAGAUAACGGAUCAAGGAACUGGGAUUAAUAGACGGAUUGUAAGUUGGACAUGGAUGAAGGACAAGGAGAAGGGAGGGGAUUCCGUCUCUUUUACAAUAUAAAAGUGGAUCAGUGCCAGCCUUUUAGCUACAAAGGGUCAGGAGGCAAUGGAAACCGGUUCUUUACUGACAGGAUGUGCAUGUCAAAUUGCUCUGAUAGGGCUGCUGAACUCUACCCACAAGGCGAUGCUGCCUGUGCAUUAACAAAGGACUUCGGGUCAUGCCAAAACCAUUUCCUAAUGUAUUACUACCACCAGGAGAAGAGGAAGUGCAAGAGCUUCUUUUACUCAGGCUGUGGAGGGAAUGGGAAUAGGUUUGUUGACAUUCAUACCUGCAACUCCACCUGUGCCAGCUACAUUGAUAACACACUUGUGGAUGAAGAUGAUGAUGAAGAUAUAAACGGAAUUGAUGCUGGUUUAGUGGCUGGAAUUGUGUUUGGAUGUCUUGGGGUUGUCAUUCUAAUCGCUGUGAUUGUUGUGGCAGUACAAUCGAAUAAGACUGAUAAGCAGCUGCCGGCUACAAGACAGGCAAAGCGUCCGUUACAAGAAAAAAUCGAAAUGGAAUAAAAGAAAGCUUUAACCAGGAGAGCACCAUGUCAUGUGAUGCAGGCACCCAGCAUUUCAUUUUUUAUACAGUUUUGUUUUAUAUAAUUUUUGUACCUUGCAGACAGGAGCGUAAACAAACUGGAAAGCCAACAAAGCCUAUUUUCUAUUGAAUCAGAGUGCACAAAAGGUUAAACUCUGACCUAGGAAUCGUACUUUGGUAUAAAAAUUAAACACAUUGUGGAAGAGCUUUAAAAAGUUCUUAUCUUUUGAUGCUGUGCUAUUUUAUCAGUCUUGUUUACACUCCAUGUAUCCAAUUCAAAAUAGUACAGGCCUGUUGAAGUAUGUUGCAUUAGGUGUGGUAGAUUUUAAACAAACAGGAAACCAAUAGGAUUUAUAUAGGGGAUUGCUUAAUUGUUAAAACAAGUGAAACUUAGUUACUUCUCACUUUAGUUUUCAGACUGCAAUUGUGUGAUAUCAUGUAUAACCAUGGCAUUGUUUUGUGGAAUAAAACUUUUAAAAAAGAA
This is a messenger RNA of Acipenser ruthenus (sterlet), 1687 nucleotides long. Its product is annotated as tissue factor pathway inhibitor. The transcript is spliced from 8 exons. Gene Ontology annotation, molecular function: serine-type endopeptidase inhibitor activity. The record is from RefSeq and is a predicted model, not a curated record. NCBI's taxonomy places the organism in Eukaryota, Metazoa, Chordata, Actinopteri, Acipenseriformes, Acipenseridae. The coding region runs from base 630 to 1184 and encodes 184 amino acids.